Molecule: messenger RNA, 1569 nt
Organism: Dermatophagoides pteronyssinus (European house dust mite)
Lineage: Eukaryota; Metazoa; Arthropoda; Arachnida; Sarcoptiformes; Pyroglyphidae
Gene: Hn
Product: phenylalanine hydroxylase
Biological process (GO): L-phenylalanine catabolic process; L-tyrosine biosynthetic process
Molecular function (GO): phenylalanine 4-monooxygenase activity; iron ion binding
Source: RefSeq, a predicted model, not a curated record
UCAGCAUUAUAAUUUCAAAAAGGAUUUUCCUUUUCUAAAAUAAUUGCGAAUUAAUAAUAUCAACUUUUUUUUUCUCUCUCAUUUGCGUUCUUUUUUUACUCUUUUUUAAUCAUUUAAUCCUAAAAACAAAAAUGGUUUUCAAUCAGGAUGAACAAAAUGGUGAUUCGAAAAAUUUGGCUACAUCACCACCACGUCCAGCAAGAGUCAGUGGUUCAUAUAUUAUUGAACAAAUUAUGGGUGGCCAUCGUGAUCCGGUACAUAUUAUAUUUUCAAUGAAAGAUGGUUCAAAAGUUGGUUCACUUGCUGAUGCAUUGAAAAUAUUUAAAGAUUUCAAUAUCAAUUUAUUUCGUAUUGAAUCACGAUCAUCAAAACGUUAUGAUAGUGAUUAUGAAUUUUUGGUUGAAUGUUCAUCACAAGCAGUUGGAUUGAGUGCAGCAUUAGAUGAAUUGAAAAAAGAAACACAAUAUAUUCAAGUAAUUUCACGUGAUAAAGCUAAUGAUGAAACUGUUCCAUGGUUUCCACGAAAGAUUAAAGAUUUAGAUCGAUUUGCUAAUCAUAUUUUAUCAUAUGGAUCCGAAUUAGAUGCUGAUCAUCCGGGAUUUAAAGAUCAAGUGUAUCGUGGAAGACGAGCCUAUUUUGGUGAAUUAGCAAUGAAAUACAAACAUGGACAACCAAUUCCCCGUGUUGAAUACACUGAACAAGAAAUCGAAACAUGGGGAACAGUGUUUCGUGAAUUAGUAAAACUAUAUCCAACACAUGCAUGUAAAGAACAUAAUCAUAUUUUUCCAUUGAUGAUUGAAAAUUGUGGAUAUUCCGAAACAAACAUUCCACAACUUGAAGAUGUUUCAAACUUUUUGAAAGAUUGCACUGGAUUUACAUUACGACCAACAGCCGGAUUAUUAAGUUCAAGAGAUUUUUUGGCCGGUCUUGCAUUUCGUGUGUUUCAUUGUACUCAAUACAUUCGUCAUUAUUCAAAACCAAUGUAUACACCAGAACCGGAUGUUUGUCAUGAACUAUUAGGUCAUGCACCUUUAUUUGCUGAUCCAAGUUUUGCAAGAUUUUCACAAGAAAUUGGCCUUGCAAGUUUAGGUGCACCGGAUGAAUAUAUCGAAAAGCUAGCAACUUGUUAUUGGUUUACAAUUGAAUUCGGUAUUUGUAAACAAGAUGAUCAAUUAAAAGCUUAUGGUGCUGGUUUAUUAUCUAGUUUUGGUGAACUUGAAUAUUGCCUGAGCGGUAAACCAGAGAUAAGAAAUUUUGAUCCAAGGCAAACAUCUGAACAGCAAUAUCCAAUCACUGAAUUUCAGCCAGUCUAUUAUCUUGCUGAAAGUUUUUACGACGCACAGAAAAAAUUGAGAGAAUUUGCUUUUUCAAUUCCAAGGCCAUUUACUGUACAUUACAAUCCGUACACAUCAAAUAUUGAAAUAAUAGAUUCGAAAACGCAGCUUGAACAUUUAGGCCGUGAUAUUGAAAAUGAAAUGCAGAUUCUGGUUGAAAGUAUCAAAAAGAUUAAUACGCUUGUGUAAAUCAUUCAAAUAUCUGAUUUGAAAUUUUGACAAAAAAACUGAGAUU